Molecule: messenger RNA, 3556 nt
Organism: Heterocephalus glaber (naked mole-rat)
Lineage: Eukaryota; Metazoa; Chordata; Mammalia; Rodentia; Bathyergidae
Gene: Pelp1
Product: proline, glutamate and leucine rich protein 1
Biological process (GO): rRNA processing
Cellular component (GO): nucleus
Source: RefSeq, a predicted model, not a curated record
CGUCAUCGCGCCACGCCAUCAUCAGAGCCGGGGGAAGAUGGCGGCAGCCGUUCUGAGUGGGACCUCUGCGGGCUCCCCCGCUGGGGUUCCUGGUGGGCCUGGGGGUCUCUCGGCGAUGAACUCGGGCCCUCGUCUUCGUUUGCUGCUGCUGGAGAGCGUUUCUGGGUUGCUCCAGCCGCGAACGGGGUCCAGCGUUGCUCCCGUGCAUCCCCCAGUCCGCUCGGCCCCGCAUUUGCCAGGGCUCAUGUGCCUCCUGCGGCUGCACGGAACAGUGGGCGGGGCCCAGAACCUUUCUGCCGUUGGGGCAUUGGUGAAUCUCAGUAAUGCAUGUCUUGGUUCCAUGAAAACUCGGUUUGAGGGCCUGUGUCUGCUGUCCCUGCUGGUGGGGGAGAGUCCCACAGACAUGUUCCAGCAGCACUGUGUCUCUUGGCUUCGGAGCAUUCAGCAGGUGUUGCAGUCCCAGGAUCCACCACCCACUAUGGAGUUGGCUGUGGCUGUCCUGAAAGACCUGCUCCGAUAUGCAGCCCAGCUUCCUACACUCUCCCGGGACAUCUCUGUCAACCACCUCCCUGGUCUUCUUACUUCACUGCUGGGCCUCAGACCAGAGUGUGAACAGUCAGCAUUGGAGGGAAUGAAAUCUUGUAUGACCUAUUUUCCUCGGGCUUGUGGUUCUCUUAAAGGCAAGCUGGCCUCAUUUUUCCUGUCUCGGGUGCAUUCCUUGAGCCCUCAACUCCAACAGCUGGCCUGUGAAUGUUACUCCAAGCUUCCUUCGUUAGGAGCUGGCUUUUCCCAGGGCCUGAAGCACACAGAAAGCUGGGAGCAAGAGCUGCACAGCCUGCUGGCCUCACUGCACAGCCUGCUGGGGGCCCUGUAUGAGGGAGCAGAAACAGCUCCUGUGCAGAAUGAAGGCCCUGGAGUGGAGACGCUGCUUUCCCAUUCAGAAGAAGGCGAUGCCCAUGUUCUCCUCCGGCUUCGGCAGAGGUUUUCGGGACUGGCUCGCUGCCUGGGGCUGAUGCUCAGCUCUGAAUUUGAGGCUCCUGUGUCUGUGCCUGUGCAGGAAGUCUUAGAUCUCAUCUGCCGGAUCCUCAGUGUCAGCGGCAAGAAUAUUAGCUUGCUUGGAGAUGGUCCUCUGCGGCUGCUGCUGUUGCCCUCUAUCCACCUUGAAGCCUUGGACCUGCUCUCUGCUCUCAUCCUUGCGUGUGGAGGCCGGCUCUUACGCUUUGGGUCCCUGAUCAGCCGCCUGCUCCCCCAGGUCCUCAAUGCCUGGAGCAUUGGCAGGGACACCCUCUCUUCAGGCCAGGAGCGGCCUUACAGCACCAUUCGGACUAAGGUAUAUGCUGUGUUAGAGCUGUGGGUACAGGUUUGUGGGGCCUCGGCAGGGGUGCUUCAGGGAGGAGCCUCUGGAGAAGCCCUACUCACGCACCUGCUCAGUGAUAUCUCCCCACCAGCUGAUGCCCUUAAGCUACGAAGUCCCCGAGGGACCCCUGAUGGGGGUUUACAAACUGGGAAGCCCAGUGCACCCAAGAAACUAAAGCUGGAUAUGGGGGAAGCUGUGGCACCACCAAGCCAGCGGAAAGGAGAUAGCAAUGCCAACAGUGAUGUGUGUGUAGCUGCAUUGAGAGGCCUCAGCCGGACCAUACUCAUGUGUGGGCCACUCAUCAAGGAGGAGACUCACAGGAGACUGCAUGAUCUGGUCCUGCCCCUGGCUAUGGGUGUUCAGCAGGGCGAGGUCCUGGGCAGCUCCCCAUACACUAGCUCCUGUUGCCGCCGUGAGCUCUAUCGCCUGCUGCUGGCCCUACUCCUGGCCCCUUCUCCUCGCUGCCCACCUCCUCUCUCCUGUGCUCUUCAGGCUUUUUCCCUUGGCCAGAGAGAAGACAGCCUUGAGGUCUCCUCUUUCUGCUCAGAAGCGCUGGUGACCUGUGCUGCUCUGACUCACCCCCGAGUUCCUCCCCUCCAGACCAUGGGCCCCACCUGCCCCACACCUGCCUCAGUUCCCCCUCCUGAGGCUCCAUCUCUGUUCAGAGCCCCACCCUUCCAUCCCCCGGGCCCUAUGCCCUCCGUGGGCCCCAUGCCCUCUGUGGGCCCCAUGCCUGCUGUAGGCCCCAUGCCCUCUGCAGGGCCGUUACCUUCUGCAGGACCCAUGUCUUCAGUAGCCCCAAUGUCCUCUGUAGGCCCCAUACCCUCAUCAGGUCCUAUGCCUUCUACAGGCCCUGUGCCCCCAGCACGCCCAGGGCCUCCAGCCACAUCCAAUCACCUUGGCUUGUCUGUCCCAGGCCUGGUGUCUGUUCCUCCUCGGCUUCUUCCUGGCCCCGAGAACCACCGAGCAGGCUCCAGUGAGGACCCUGUCCUUGCCCCUAGUGGGACUCCUCCACCUACCAUACCCCCAGAUGAAACUUUUGGGGGGAGAGUGCCCAGACCAGCCUUUGUCCACUACGACAAAGAAGAGGCAUCCGAUGUGGAGAUCUCCUUGGAAAGUGACUCUGACGACAGCGUGGUGAUUGUGCCUGAGGGACUACCACCCCUACCCCCACCACCACCCUCUGGCACUAGUCCUCCCCCUGUAGCCCCCACUGGGCCACCAACAGCCUCCCCUCCUAUGCCAGCCAAGGAAGAACCUGAAGAACUUCCUGCAGCCCCAGGGCCUCUCCCUCCACCCCCGCCUCCACCUAUCCCUGGUCCUGUGACACUUCCACCACCCCAGUUGGUUCCUGAAGGGACACCUGGCGGGGCAGGACCCCCGGCCUUGGAAGAAGAUUUGACAGUUAUUAAUAUCAACAGCAGUGAUGAGGAAGAAGAGGAAGAGGAUGAAGAGGAAGAAGAGGAGGAGGAAGAGGAGGAAGAGGAAGAUUUUGAGGAAGAGGAAGAGGAGGAAGAAGAGUAUUUUGAAGAGGAAGAAGAGGAAGAAGAGUUUGAGGAAGAGUUUGAGGAGGAAGAAGGUGAGCUAGAGGAAGAAGAGGAGGAGGAAGAAGAGGAGGAGGAAGAAGAGUUGGAAGAGGUAGAAGACUUGGAGUUUGGUUCAGCAGAGGGCGAGGUAGAAGAAAGUGGACCACCACCCCCUACCCUGCCUCCAGCUCUGCCCCCUCCACAGUCUCCCAAAGUACCGCCUGUGCCAGAACCUGAACCUGGGCUGCUGUUAGAAGUGGAAGAGCCUGGAGCUGAAGAGGAGCCUGGGGCUGAGACAGCCCCUACCCUGGCUCCUGAGGUGCUCCCCUCCCAGGGUGAGGUGGAAAGGGAAGGGGAAAGCCCCACAGGAGGGCCACCUCCUCAGGAGCCAGUUGAAGAAGAGCCCUCUGACCCCCCAACUCUGCUGGAAGAGGAGACAGAGGGUGGAGGUGACAAGGUGCCACCUCUACUGGAGACACCUGCAGAAGAGAUGGAGACAGAGGCAGAGGCCACAGCUGUGCAGGAAAAGGAGGAGGAUGACACAGCUGCCAUGCUGGCUGAUUUCAUCGAUUGUCCGCCUGAUGAUGAGAAGCCGCCGCCUACCAUGGAGCCUGACUCCUAGCUCUCCUUUGCACCCACCACCUUGUCUCCAAUAAAGUUAUGUUCUAAGGUA